Messenger RNA from Nematostella vectensis (starlet sea anemone), 1892 nucleotides. Its product is annotated as gamma-glutamyl peptidase 3. Gene Ontology annotation, cellular component: cytosol. The record is from RefSeq and is a predicted model, not a curated record. Bases 87 to 830 code for a protein of 247 amino acids. NCBI's taxonomy places the organism in Eukaryota, Metazoa, Cnidaria, Anthozoa, Actiniaria, Edwardsiidae. The transcript has a single exon.
UCGUGGGCGCACUUCCCUCUCCAACCGUGACCUCUAGCUGCAAAAGGCCUAUUGUUUCACCAUAGUUAACCGGGGUUCAUUAGAAAAUGUCUGUCUCUUUAACCUCUAAACGAAUUGGUAUUGUGAUCUGCACUGAUGUCGAGAAGUGGGGUUGGGCAGAAGCAGCUUUGGAACUCUACAAGAAGCUCUUUACCCGUGAAGGAGAUGAAAUCGCCGAUUUCUUUGCGAUUCGAGGGAACGUUCCAACCGAACACGAUGUUAACAAAUAUGACGCGUUUAUCUUCUCGGGAGGCGCUAACUCUACCCAAGAAGACUUACAGUGGAUAAAAGCAACAAAAGAGUUUAUCGCAAAGGCCUCAAUGCUUGAGCGAAAGCCCAAGAUAGUGGGUAUCUGUUUUGGCCAUCAAUUAAUAGCCGAUGCCCUAGGGGGCAAAGUUGGGCUAAAUCCUGCGAAGGACUUCGUCUUGCAAAGCGAAGAAAUAAAACCAAGUGAUAAGGGAGAUGUGCUGAUCAAAGAGCUGUUCAAGAAUGGCCCAAUAAAGAUUCUAGAGUCUCAUAGUGAAUGUAUCUUAGAGCUUCCUAAAGGAGCGAAAACUCUUGCUAGCUCAUCUUCGUGUGAACACGAGGUUGUCAGGUUUGCUGACAACAUUAUUGGGGUUCAAGGGCAUCCUGACCUAUCUCCUAGCGAUGUUGAUGAGAAAAUUGUCCCUUAUAUUGCGAAGAGAUAUAACUGGGACGAGAAACACACACAACGAGUGAAGCAGUCUCUCUAUGAACCACUGAACUCAGAAGAAAUGAAUCAAGUACUGGUGAAAUUCCUACACUCCUGAUAAGUUAUGCACACUCAUUCGAUAAAAAUCGAUAUCAAAAAACCGAUCGAUAAAUCGAAAUCAAUCGAUAACCCUUGAUUUAUCAAUAUCGGUUGAAUCGGAUGAUCGAUAUUAAUCGAUACUCACUAAACUCUUCCCAAUUAAGGUAAUCGAUUAUAUCGAUUUUAUUGGUACCUAUUGAUCUGUGCAAGCAAGAAUAUAAAUAGUGUUUACCCACAAAAGGAUUACCCACGAAUUAUAAACCUAUAUUAUUGUCAUACAAUCUUUUUUUUAAGCACCUAUAAGAACCCUGAGGCUCAAAUUUUCCCAAAACGUAAGACCAUUUUUAUACAUUUACUGUAAAAAAUGCCCAUUUUUGCCCAGGCUGGAAGUCGAUUCUUAGACGUUCUUAUAAAAAGUGUCUACAUAUUGCCCUGGUCACUGUACCUGUAGCACAAGUAAGGUUCAAAUCUAUGAUUCGCUCUAUCUCUCCAGACUGCAGAAAUUUGUUACAAGUAGUGUAGUAUACACUAUUUACACUGGAUUAACUUGGUUUUUACUGUCUGACUACAGCAAUGAUUUUGCACUACUACAAGUUAAUUGUGUAGCAUCAAUAAACAUUAUUCUGGACAGCUGUGUCAGUAACUACUGUGGAUAUUACUAGUUGGUGUUGGUUCCUUAGUUUUCACGUUUUGUUUGCACAUUGGGAUUACAAAAACGUUUGUUAAAUUUCUCGUAAACAUCUUUUUUUCGGAUUUAAUCAAUAAAUCGAUAUAAAUUGAUCAGGUUAAUCGAAAAAUUGAUAGCUAUCGAUUUUCCUCACAUUUUUUUAUUGAUUGAUAUCGAUUACCGAUACAAUUAACUAAUUUUAUCGAUUGAAAUCUAUUAAUAUCGAUUAUCGAUUCUAUCGAUUGCCCAGGCAGGGUUAUGUCAGAGAUGAAACGGUUACUCUAAUUAUUUAAUCCCAGCUUUUAUAUCUUUUUAUAUUUUUAUUUUAUUUUUUCUAUCAAUAGUUUCACACAAAAAAGAGAGUGGUGUGUUAUUUACUGGUGAUUAUGAAGAGAAAGAUAUAUCUGCCUCCAA